This is a messenger RNA of Dermacentor andersoni, 8843 nucleotides long. RefSeq names its product diuretic hormone receptor-like. Gene Ontology annotation, molecular function: G protein-coupled peptide receptor activity; diuretic hormone receptor activity; peptide hormone binding. Gene Ontology annotation, cellular component: plasma membrane. Lineage: Eukaryota; Metazoa; Arthropoda; Arachnida; Ixodida; Ixodidae. Gene Ontology annotation, biological process: adenylate cyclase-modulating G protein-coupled receptor signaling pathway; cell surface receptor signaling pathway. The record is from RefSeq and is a predicted model, not a curated record.
UUGUUUUGCGCGGAGAGCGUUGCGAGUGGGGUGGGGGUGAGGGAGUUCCUCCGGAGAUCCCGGAUCCGGCACAAUAGUCGCUGCGUGCUUGCGGCGCGGGUCAGAGUGGAAGCUCCGGUCAUCCGGUUCGGUGGGAACCCCUCCGUUUCGUCCGUGCUCUUCCUACUGACGCCGAUAGCAGGACGGCGCGAGCGUCUCCCUCGGCGCGCUUUUGAAAACGCACGCGCCUCUUCGAGGCUGCGAAGUCCCAAGUCUCGACUCCGGGUAUAUAUAUACAUUGUGUGCUCGUGAACUUUCUUUUUUUUUUUUCGAAUUCUCCAGGCAGAAGAAGACUGCAACUCCGGUCCUCUAGUGUGCUGAUGCGUCUACUUCUACUCCAUGGUUAGAAGAAACAACGCUCUCUGUCGCUUUAAAUGGUUCGCCCGUCAUGUUCGCUUCGCGCGAGCAUGGUGUGAUGAUUAUCGCGGUGAUGGUCAUCCGUAAUCACGGAGCUCCGGAUAUGCCGUUUAUCAAGUGAGAUAUACAUUUACGGCUGACGAAAGAUUUAACCGCGAAGCGUGUAGGAACCCGCGCAAGAGUUCUUCGCGUUUGGACGUAGCUGGAUCAUCAAUUAUACUUCUGCUCAGGCUCUGUUGAGUGCUUCGAAAUAUUUUCCGCUAGCCAUAUGCUAAGUUAGCGGAGUUUCAAGGAGCACGGCUUUUCGGAAGCAGGACGCAACUGAAUGCUGAGCGCAUCUUAUGAGAAGAAACUAUAUUUGCAAAUGACAUGUCACUGUCCGCAUGUACGUGAAUAGCGCACCGAAUGCGCGAGAUUGCUAGUGCGGUCACCGUGCGUUGGCAAAACACGUAAAGUUGUCGUCCGCUGUUGGAAACAAGACUGUCAUAACCAGUUCCAAAUCGCUCACCUAAGUGAAGGAGAUUUACUACGAGCUUUGACGCGCUGUUUGUCUGCGGUAUAAGUUUUUUUUUUUUUUUUCACCGUGUAAUCUUUUAGCUCGCUGCGAUGUUGAAUUAGUCACGGCGUGCGGAGCCGGCUGCUAGACUUGACUUUCCUGGAUCAAGGGGCGUGUUGCUUGCAGGAUUUUUGAGUUUGCGACCACGUGCGUUCCGACUCUGCCUCAUACUUUCCGCGGUAUCUUUGCUCACAACAGUGAAAAAGUUACACUCGCUGGUAUUUUCCGUAUUUGUGUGGAACCAGCUCUGGCAGCAACGACUACAGCUGAAAAACUGCGCCUCAUUUGCGGCACCUGUGCGAUAUGGUGUCACUCGGUCAAGGCCUCUGAACAAGUCCCGAGUAUUCAAAGUUUCCACCUGCUGCUGCUCCACUUGCGCGGGCCCCGUCCUGCGACGUCAUAGCGGAGAAUGGGCGAAGAAGCAAGAGUGGCCGGUUAUGAUCAACAGCCGGUCGCAAAUGUCUCUGCUCCUUCAGCGGUCAACGGGAGCGCCAUUCCUGAGCCCAUGGCGCCUGCACAACCGGAAGUUGCGGUGCUCUCAUCCGCUUCUGGCGAGGACUCGUACAGCGUCAACACGUCUUCGCCUUCUUUACCGUGGGCUCUGUUUCCGGCGUCCAAUGACACUACCAUUCCUGUACCGACGGCUUCGGCGGCGGAGAUUCAGUGCUACCUGUCCGACGUCAACCGAAGUGCAGAUGCGAGACUGGAUACAGUGCUGAGCUGCCUGCCGACCUGGGAUGGCUUGUCGUGCUGGCCUCGCACACCACCGGCGCACACAUCUUCGAUUCCGUGCUUCGCCACUCUCAAUGGCGUUCACUAUGACACAACCCAAAACGCGUCGCGGUUCUGCUCAGCCGCCGGCAUCUGGGCCAGCAAAUCGGAUUACUCCCAUUGUGUUCCACUCUUCGAGGUGGAAAGGCCGAUAGAUGGAACUACCUUGUACUACAUAGGAUAUGGAAUGUCCCUAUGUGCACUAAGCAUCGCCUUGUGGAUCUUCAUCUACUAUAAGGAGCUGCGCUGUCUACGGAAUACUAUCCACGUCAACCUCAUGGUCACCUACUUCCUUAUUUCUAUCACCUGGAUGACCACGGCAACGCUGCAGUCUGUACCUUCACCUGCGUACCAUAAGAGUGCCUGUUUCAUGUACGUGGUGCUCACCUACCUGAUGGGUACCAACUUCUUCUGGAUGUUCGUCGAAGGCCUGUACCUGUUCAUACUGGUCGUCAAAACUUUCUCCGUGGAGAUGGUUCGUGUUCAUGUCUACGCAGCCAUUGGCUGGGGAAUACCCCUAGUCGUCGUGUCAGUAUGGGCUGUCACCAAGGCGUACCUGAGCCCCAACCACAAUGAUCCAAAUCUGUCUGGAGGCAUGUGCAUAUGGCAGCUGAAGGACAUCUACGACUGCAUCUUCAUUGGACCCGUCAUUCUAGUCCUACUGACAAACAUCUUCUUCCUCAGCCACAUCAUGUGGGUGCUGAUCACCAAGCUCCGCGCUGCGACAUCGGUGGAAUCACAGCAGUACCGGAAAGCGGCUAAGGCACUGCUCGUGUUGAUUCCUCUGCUGGGCGUCAGCUACAUUCUGGUCAUCUGGACGCCCCAGCACAAGACGGCCAGGGUCAUCUUCACCUAUCUGCAAAUCACGCUGCUCUCCACUCAGGGCUUCACGGUCGCCGUGCUGUACUGCUUCCUGAAUGGCGAGGUCCGAAACUCGGUGCGCCACCACCUGGAGCGGUGGAAGACAAUGCGCGCCCUGCGGCGCGGCAGUGACCGGUGCCGCCAGGCGCUCGGCUACGGCCGCGUGCAGAAGCCGCUGGCCAUGCAGCGCGGCAGCUGCGUCAGCUUUACCACCACCACCACGACGACGUGCCUGCCGUCCACGGGCAGCCGCUUCACGUCGCAGCAGAGCAAGCGGCCCAGUAACGGCUCGUACGCGCAGCUCCCCUUCACCGACAACCCUGUGUAAACGGGAUGAAAGACUGGCUGGCCCGCUACAAUGAGAAUUUUUUUUUUUUUUUCGUAACGAGAGAUGUGACUCGGGCGUAGGCUCCGAUGAGGGCUGGCGAUUCGCUUUUGCAGGGCUCACGUGAGUCCAUCGAUGACAAAAAAAAAAAGAAAAGGGUCGUUGCCUAUAAAUGGCUAAAUUUAUUUUUCCCAUUUGCGCAUAACCAUUCGCAGGAACGAACAGCUGUCGGCCGUCGUUUUUGUAGAUCCGUAGCCCUCUGUUCAUUUUAUGCGAGCACGCGUCUCAAAAAAAUAAAAAAAAUAAGACACGCGGUUGAAAGACGAGUUGUUCAGCAGUAAGAGCUGACCGCAGUUUCUUUUGCGCUCCGGUGAAAAGAAAUAGGAAUUUCCUGUUGCGACAGAGCUUGGUGUGUACAUUGUUAACUCGGACUAUAUUUUGCUCGCUUAUUUACAUGAAAGGUACCGGACGUUUCUCGCAUACUUGCCGUAUCUUGUGUACGUUUAUUCCCCUUUUCUGUUUUGUCACGUAACUUUUAUUUCUCUUCUUCGUCGAAAAUUACUGCGCAGUGGAGUUCCUCUAGAGCACUUUAAAUGUUCAGCCAACAAGUAGUAUGCGGUAUCGAAGCGGCCCUACAAAGAGCAAACCUCGUUUUUGACCCUUAACGUGGAUUUCCUCACAAAAUUUUAUCUAUAUGUUGAAGCUACAGUCAUAGGGAAUGGUAGAGGUAACGCGGCAGUUUUGAGACCCGAACACAUGACUCAAAUGCCAGAUCUUUGAAUGCGUGUCUAUGAAGCUGCUAAUGCCAUUACGUGAAUUAUAAGUUGUGCAUGGCGCGAUGAGCUUAAUUUACUAUAAUGCGCCAGAUACUUUUAAUAUACUUGCAGGUAUAUAUGAAAAGCUGGUUUAUGGCGCACGAUUCAACUUAUGCCGCCGCUAGGCUAUAGACCAGCGGCACGGAUGAUUGAAGCGCAUGACGGGAAUGAUGGAGAGUUGGUGAGCGAAUCAGUUUAUUGUUAAAAACAGGUGCCGUCGGCACCAAAGGUGCGAAAGCACACGCUGUUCGAAAUAAUGUGCUUUCUUCAUACGGAAGCGUCUAUGCGGGUAACGUGUGGUCCCACCUAAUGUUGCUAACAGCGGGCAAACACUUGGUAAUGGAUGUAGUCCGUGAACAAUCUUUAUCAUUUUUAUUGAGCAAAAGAGGGAGUAAUGAGUUAAAAAAAGCCUUCGACGGCCUGUACAAUAUCCUGUAUGAAAAAUAGUUUAUUUACACCGACGUUAAACAACCCGCCUUCCAUAGUUUUCACAUUUGGGGGCAAUAAAAAAAUUUUCUGCACAUGAAAUCAUUAAAAAAGAACUGCUCAGUGUAGAAUACCUAUUUAGAUUUCUUUAAGGAAACUCAUAUGUAGCAGUCAGUGUUUGGAGCAUAAAAUCUAUUCUGCGCGCUUAUUAUAAAUGAACGCUGCUGAAACAGAAGUAUUAGGCAUGACAAAUGCCGAGUAGUUAUCCUCCCUGCAUAGAGCGAAGAUUAGUUUUCUGUGUUGGGACGCAUACAUAAACACCAGGCUACGGCUUCACCGGCUGAAUGACUCAUAUUUACACUUACAUUACAUCUUAAAGACAUAUCAGAGAUCACGCAAACGAGCUGCAAUGCUGUGUUACGUUUGACAAGUCGUUGGUGUAAAGCAUGUACCAGAAAUAAAAAAGUAGGAAGCUUACCUCAUUGGAUCAUGGCGGCAUUAGUAACGUCCGAUUCGUAUCUCAGAAUAUACUAGUUUAGAAAAUUUACCCGGCAGCUAUAAUUUCAGGACGCUACUUUCAAAACAUUAAAGUGGAUUAACCGAACGCGAACUUGGCAGUUUUCUUUACGUAGUCGUCACAUUGAACUGGUCUCAGUCAUCAAAUUGGAGAUUGACACCGAAGAGACCGAAGAGACCGCACUUUCAUGCAAACGCCAGUGUUAAUACUUAUGCGUCGAUGCUCGUUUCGGCUGUUGAAAGUUAUCCCGUUUCCUAAAAUUUCUCAUUACUACCAGCACACAAUGAAAGAAAAAGCGGGCUGACUAAACAAAUACAUCUGGCACAUCCAGUACGAUGUCGUUUGGGUGGACGCCGGCAUAAAUAAUGAAAGCAGAUUUUCGUCAUCAUGUAUGUAUAUAUAGGUGAGCGCUUCGGCCGCUAAGAAAAAAAGAAAGCUACAUGGGAACAGGGUACUGUAGAUGAUCUAGAAUCAGUGUCAUGUGACGGUGUUUUUUUUUCUUGUCAUUUUCACGAGCAUUCACUGUACAAAGACAUGAGUACACGUUAAUGGCGGCAAGGAGAAAUUUGUCUGGAUGCCGCCCACGAGUUGACCUUUGCCGCCACUGGUGUGACGUCGUUCUCCUUCGUCGUUGACCUACUCACGUCCUGUCAUUUCUGUGAAUUGUACAUAGAAGUGUGUCGCGUUGCCGAAUGGCAGCCUCUAGUUUCAUAGCAGCAAUGAAGAGCGCUCAUAAAAGGUACAACGGCGUGAAUGUUGCUCCUCACCCUGGUGCUCCCUCGUCAUGCGUAAUGCUUUAGGAGGAAGCUCUAGCUCAGAACCAACACCGACUUCUGUAUUAAAAUACAUGUAAAACGCAAAAAUACUUUAUUAAAACAACCACUGCACCGAUUUGAGCAAAAUGUGUGAAAAUUAGAUUCCUAGCAACUUUAUGGAAAAUAAUUUUGAUUUAGAACUUUGAAUCAUUUACAAGGAUAUUGGAAACUUAGUAGGUUUAAAAAAUAUAAGCAUUGAAUUAUACAAACGUAACCGUUCGUAGUAAAUAGAUAUCGCAGUUUUGUAAAGCUUCUCCUAGAACAGCUCAAAUGUACAAAUUUUAUGUAUUAGUUUAUAGUUUACGUGAAAAUUUUCCAAUGCUUACAAAGGCUUUUCAAACAUCUACUCAAAAAUUAAUUGUCUGUUUGAGAGUGAUGCAUACUGUAUCAAGUUUGGUUGCCCUACGUGUAUUGAUGGUCGUAGUUUAGAAAAGAGUAAAAUAUUUAGCUACUUUUCAGUUACAGAGUUGUAAGCAUGACGCUGGCGCUUUUUUUUUUAAUUUUGCACUUUGCAACAAUUCUCGUAAAAAAAAGCUGACAGCCUAAAUAAAAAUUGUGCUUCCUGUCCUUGUAUUUUAGGCUCUUCAUUUAAAUGCAACAAAUAUCAUCUAAAUCGCUGCAGUGGUUACAGAUGAAAAAUAGUUUCUCUGCUCCCGUGCAUUUAGAUAGCACUACGAGUGCACGAGCUAAAGCUUCCUCUUGAUAAUUGGCAUACAGGGCAGGCAAACAAGAACCUAAAGUGUGAUAUGGUAAACUAGGCUAUUUUCGAGCCUGGUGACUGAGUGAAUUGCAACACUCGUUGUAAAUCUGGGCCCGUAUUCACAAAACGUUCUUACGCUAAAAGCAUUCGUGCCAGCCAAUCAUGAUGUAGGACAUAUUAUUAGUGAAGGCCAUCAGCCAGUGAAAGACAGCACUUACGAACCAACAGCUUCGUCAAUUCUGCCCCUGGGCCCGUAUUCACAAAAUGUUUGUACGCUAAAAUUAUUCGUAAGAGCCGAUUCCAAACUAUCCAGGGGCGCUAUGACGUAAAGCUAUUCCAAACUUUCCUAUUACAAUUCUGUAGUCGGCUCUCCACGAUUGGUCAAAAAGCUUUAGGGCCGCCCACACUUCGCUUGUUUGUCACACGACGUCCCGAAAACCGCGAGAAGGGCCCAUCUAAUAUGACCUGUACAGACUGAUUAUGCGUGAUAAAACCAAAGGAAAGAAUGAUGAUUAUUUCUGAUUCGACGCCCUUCUCACCAUUUGCCCUGUGCUAUUGGUCAAAUGUUUUCGGUCUUCGCCCAUUUCGCCUGUCUGUCACGCGAUCUCACAAAAUCACUGAAAACUCAUCGCGUCACAGUGACGUCUACGCGUUAAGGAUGCAUUAAUACGCCGAACAAAACAUAUUUUUUUUCUGAAUAGCCAGAGACCACGCCGUUCCGAAAGAAAUAAAAGAUAGCUGCCCACCGGUCACUCUGGCACAGGCUACUCGGGUCUGCCGGGGAGAAUGGUUUUAUUUGCAUAUAAUAGAAAUGUUUCCAUGGUAGUAUAACGCUAUCGAGCCCAUUCUGUACGUAUACAGCAUCUCCCUGCCAACUUUUCGUUGUUGCGAAUCCGUUCUGGCGGCACGUUUAACGCCGCCACGAUUUUCGACCAGCGCAAGCUAAGUAAAGGGAAGCGGACCAAUCACAAACGCUGGCACCACCCUCUUCAUCCGGUUAUCUACUUUCACUGUGCUGGCUCGGUCCCAUCGAAUCCGCCUCUACUUUAGCGCGCUCCUCGCCUCUGGCCAGCCAAUUCUAUAUCAAAAUUUACUCGGUAUAGGCAAUGUUACUUGCUUUUAAAGAAAAAGACCGCCUAAAAUGAGGAUCUCCUUCCAUUGGCUUUAUCAAACAACGCGGUGGGUUACCGCCCGAUGCUUACGUCGGUCAUUACGUAAAUUUGACGUCAGGAGUUUGGAAUAAAAAUAGAUUGGAAUUGUUUCACGUUAUAGGGCCCCAGUUACGCGACAUAUAAUUACCAAUUCUGAAAUCUCCCAUAGAGGGUAUGAGCUACUCGUAGAGAAAAACCAACCAACCAACCAACCAAUUAGCGAAGCUGGCUGCCCAGUAUCAAAGAUCACUUACGAAAGAAGAACUUUGUAAAUACGGGCCCAGUUAUGAUCAUAUUUCAUAAACAGGUUGUUUGCGAACGCACUAGAUUUUAUCGCGCCUGCGUCGUCUGUGUAGUUUAGAGACUUCAUCACAGAGUGAACACCAUUAUAAUGGUACUGUACAGGUUUCCUUAUUCAGCCCUAACAGUCUUCGAUGUUGGAUACAGAAGAUUAUGCUUCCCUCUCUCUGUCGCAAGGCACAGCAAAAACUGGAUUUUUAAGUGAGCGAGAGACAUGAAAUUCUCAAGUACGACUCAAUAUUUUGAUUCAUGCGGGUGUUUCCGGAAGUAUUCGUUGUAGUUUUGAUCAUGUGUUGACACAUCUUGGGAGGCAAGGUGGGUUACGAACGAAGUGAAGAUUCAUUACAUUGUGAUUGCAGUUUUAAUUUUGGGUGCAACAUUUCAAGGCCGACAUAGCGAAAGCAACAUUAUUGUUGUUUGAGUUUCUUGUAGCAAAAUAAUUUGCCAUCGCUGAGGAAACAGGCUGUAUACAAUUUUGGAUUCGCUUACGAUGCGACAAGCGUUUUGAAAAGAAAAACGACUGGUUUCCUGACAGAAGCAAAGCAGGAUUCAAAAAGUUGCAUUGGGGCAUGUUUAUAUGUGUAUAGUGCUUCAAAAAUAAAUUAAUGCCGAAAGCUAUAGAAUCACCGAACGGAUGUCAUUUCAGGCAUUUGCGUUUCUGUAGAAGAUCUAAGUGCAAUUCAGGCAGCGGGAAGCAUAAUUAACCGUAUUUCUUACCGUACUGUACUAUCACAUCCUAUCAUUGUUUCGUCCAUUGUUGCCCAAAAUGCACAGUGCUGAAAUUAUUUUAGCUUGAAAUACGCAUCUAAAAUGGUAAAUUUAUUACUAUCAUGUGGGUUAGAAAACACAUGCAUUUUCUAUUUAUAUUCAUAAUUUUGUUGGUGCAGUCUACUAAAUCGAGAUGUCGCCUCUACGGCAUCCUUUAAACGCACAGCGAGCUAAAUAUAUAGUCAUAGAGUUACGCGAAAGUGAAAACAGAAAUAUUUAUGAUCCCUGUUUGACAUCUGCUUACUCCUGUAAAUAUUACGUCGAAGCGUGAGCGAGUACGCAUAUAUUUAUGUCUGAAAAUUGCUCACAUCACGCCUACUCUAAAGUGUCGGGUGAAAUACGAGUAACACAUGUCUAUUGAAAUGUACGACUGUUCGAGAAAUUACCUGUACUCUGUUUGGCGUUGUGCCAAUAAAGUAUUCUUGUUUUGUUUUGAAACACA